Pararge aegeria (speckled wood butterfly) is the source of this 1781-nucleotide messenger RNA. RefSeq names its product sialin (gene MFS9). Bases 154 to 1686 code for a protein of 510 amino acids. Gene Ontology annotation, biological process: transmembrane transport; monoatomic anion transport. Gene Ontology annotation, molecular function: transmembrane transporter activity. The transcript is spliced from 11 exons. NCBI's taxonomy places the organism in Eukaryota, Metazoa, Arthropoda, Insecta, Lepidoptera, Nymphalidae. Gene Ontology annotation, cellular component: plasma membrane. The record is from RefSeq and is a predicted model, not a curated record.
CGUCGAAAGGCUUGCCGGCCUUUGAAUUCCAGAGUUUCUCCAACGUGAACAAAAAGUAACCUUGCGCUCUAAAAUUUAAAGUAUAAUUUCGUUUGGUGCGGUUUAGAAUUCUAGAGAAACUUGCGAAACAGUGACCCCCGGUGUAGUGUGACAAUGAAUGAAGACAAUUCUGUCAGUGAUGAUUUAAAAAGGCAGGCGGCUCUGUUUUAUAACUCAACGGAAAGGGACAGAAUCAAUGAGGUAAGGAGCACUAGAACAUCAUGGCGGUUUUGGGAGAAGAGGCGGCUGGUUGUGGCGCUUCUGGCCUUCUUCGGCUUCUUCAACGUGUACGCGCUGAGGGUCAACCUGUCAGUAGCUGUGGUCGCUAUGACGGAACCCGUCGAAGUCGAACUGGAGAAUGGAACUAUAGUUUACGUUCCAGAAUUUGACUGGUCGUCCACAACGAAGGGAUGGGUGCUGAGCUCAUUCUUCUACGGCUACCUAGUGACGCAACUUCCGGGCGGUUGGCUGGCAGCUAAAAUCGGAGGUAACAGAAUGUUCGGGAUAGGCAUCGGAGCUACAUCUCUGCUGACACUGUUCACUCCGCCGCUAGCGCACACCAGUACAUCAUUGCUGAUUGCGGUGAGAGUCGUCGAAGGUCUUUUUGAGGGCGUAACGUAUCCUUGCAUCCACGCAGUUUGGUCGCGCUGGGCCCCUAGUGAAGAGAGGGCUCGUCUUGCCACGUUCGCUUUCAGCGGGAGCUAUGUGGGCACCGUGGUGUCUAUGCCGAUCUGUUCUAUGUUGGCCCAUUACACCGGCUGGCCGGGGAUAUUCUACGUUUUUGGAAUUGUUGGCUUAGUUUGGACUACAGUAUGGUGGCUGGUGGUUAAGGAAUCGCCAGAAAAAGAUCCCCACAUAACAGCUGCUGAGUUAAAAUAUAUACAGGAGUCUCGAGGAUCUAUAGCGGUGGACGGGUCGCAGAUUCGGCACCCUUGGCUGGCGAUGCUGUCUUCCGGACCGGUCUGGGCCAUUGUCAUGGCGCAUUUCAGCGAAAAUUGGGGUUUUUACACCUUACUGACCUUCCUACCUACUUUUAUGCAAGAUGUCUUCAAGUUCCAAACAUCAGCGACCGGUUGGCUGUCGGCUGUGCCAUACUUGGCAAUGGCCGUGGUGCUACAAGUGGCGGGUCACAUGGCCGACUGGAUGCUACAGAUGCAGCUAUUGUCGCGGACUAACAUACGGAAGCUGUUCAACUGCGGUGCUUUUCUGGCCCAGACUAUAUUCAUGGUAGCGGCGGCCUACGCUACGUCGAUCGUCGGCUGCGUUAUAUGCCUCACCAUAGCUGUUGGACUCGGGGGAUUUGCCUGGUCUGGAUUUAGUGUAAAUCAUUUGGACAUCGCUCCGCCGCACGCGAGCGUUUUAAUGGGACUUUCGAACACGAUUGCAACACUGCCUGGCAUCAUAAGUCCACCCCUUGCGGGAUCUAUAGUCACUGAUAAGACAGCAGAACAAUGGCGUAUAGUGUUCUUUAUAUCCAGCGCGAUCUACUUGCUGGGCGCGAUAGUUUACGGCGUGUUCUGCUCCGCGGAGAAGCAGCCCUGGGUGGUCGAAGUGGACAGUGACGCCAGCUUCGACACAGAUGGCGCCUCCGUCACCACGGCCAGGGGAUACGACAAUAAGGCCAUGGACCACAGCUCCGAGAUGUAGAACAUUUAUAGUCUAUGGCACAGAAUUAAGAACAUACAGAAACCGUGUACACGACUAAUAUAGAAGCAUAGUAACUUUAGUAGUGUUUCUCGAAC